CUCAAAAUUAGGGUUUACUUCUCUCGUCUCCCUCCUACUCUCCCGCUGCCUCUCUCCUUCCCAGAACGGCGUCCGAUCUUUUCUAGGGUUUCAUCUGGAUCCAAAACAUGGUUCUCCCGAACGACAUUGAUCUUUUGAAUCCGCCAGCGGAGCUCGAGAAGAGGAGACACAAGCUCAAGCGCCUCGUUCAAUCCCCUAACUCGUUCUUCAUGGAUGUAAAGUGCCAGGGAUGCUUCAACAUAACAACUGUGUUUAGCCACUCACAGACUGUCGUCGUCUGCGGUAACUGCCAGACUGUGCUGUGCCAGCCAACAGGGGGUCGUGCAAGGCUCACAGAGGGAUGCUCUUUCAGAAAGAAGGGAGAUUGAAGUCAUGGCAAUGGCAGGUUUUUCCUACCUUCUUCACUUGCCUGACAUAUUUAAAUGGAAUGUGGGUUUGAUCCUUCUUGAUCGAUCACGUCGCAGUUUAAUCUUAGUUGUUUUUGAUGCAAAGUACAUCAUGUGACCACUGAGAUGUAUGAUGAAACAUCCUCAUGCUUUCAAGAUUUUGCAACUAUGGAACUUCUUAGUCCUAGUUAUGAAGGAGAAGAAUGUGUUUUGUUACGGUCGUUUUGCUCAAUGAGGAGUUAUUUUCCUUCCUGAAGGAUUUUUCUGGAGGUAUUUGGGUGGAUAUGAGCCAUGAUUUCAGACAUUUUCAGCU
Messenger RNA from Asparagus officinalis (garden asparagus), 699 nucleotides. RefSeq names its product 40S ribosomal protein S27-2-like. The record is from RefSeq and is a predicted model, not a curated record. Bases 108 to 368 code for a protein of 86 amino acids. Lineage: Eukaryota; Viridiplantae; Streptophyta; Magnoliopsida; Asparagales; Asparagaceae. The transcript is spliced from 4 exons. Gene Ontology annotation, molecular function: structural constituent of ribosome; RNA binding. Gene Ontology annotation, cellular component: ribosome; cytosolic small ribosomal subunit. Gene Ontology annotation, biological process: ribosomal small subunit assembly; translation.